Messenger RNA from Hipposideros armiger (great roundleaf bat), 1471 nucleotides. It is a transcript of the gene HPD, whose product is annotated as 4-hydroxyphenylpyruvate dioxygenase. Gene Ontology annotation, molecular function: 4-hydroxyphenylpyruvate dioxygenase activity. NCBI's taxonomy places the organism in Eukaryota, Metazoa, Chordata, Mammalia, Chiroptera, Hipposideridae. The coding region runs from base 97 to 1278 and encodes 393 amino acids. The transcript has 14 exons. The record is from RefSeq and is a predicted model, not a curated record. Gene Ontology annotation, biological process: L-tyrosine catabolic process. Gene Ontology annotation, cellular component: Golgi membrane; endoplasmic reticulum membrane.
CCAGAGGCGGGACCUACUGGGUGUUAAAUACUUCUGUCCAGCAGUCCUCCCGCCUCUUGUCCAGUCUUCCAGGCAGGAAGUUUGACCAAGAUCAACAUGACGAGUUACAGCAACAAAGGAGAGAAGCCCGUGAGAGGCCGAUUCCUCCACUUCCACUCCGUGACCUUCUGGGUCGGCAAUGCCAAGCAGGCUGCGUCUUUCUACUGCAACAAGAUGGGCUUCGAACCACUAGCCUACAAGGGCCUGGAGACGGGCUCCAGGGAGGUGGUCAGCCACGUGAUCAAGCAAGGGGAGAUUGUGUUUGUUUUCUCCUCUGCUCUCAACCCCUGGCACAAAGAGAUGGGCGAUCACCUGGUGAAACACGGGGAUGGAGUGAAGGACAUCGCGUUUGAGGUGGAAGAUUGUGACUACAUUGUACAGAAAGCUCGGGAACGAGGCGCCAAAAUCAUUCGGGAGCCCUGGGUAGAGCAAGACAAGUUUGGGAAGGUGAAAUUCGCUGUGCUGCAGACGUAUGGGGACACGACACACACCCUGGUGGAGAAAAUGAACUACACUGGCCGGUUCUUGCCUGGAUUCGAGGCCCCAGUCUUCAAGGACCCUCAACUUUCCAAGCUGCCCCACUGCAAGCUCGAGGUCAUUGAUCAUAUUGUAGGAAAUCAGCCUGAUCAAGAGAUGGUGUCCGCCUCAGACUGGUACCUGAAUAACCUGCAGUUCCACCGCUUCUGGUCCGUGGAUGACACGCAGGUGCACACGGAGUACAGCUCUCUGCGUUCCAUCGUGGUGGCAAAUUAUGAGGAGUCAAUCAAGAUGCCCAUUAAUGAGCCGGCGCCGGGCAGAAAGAAGUCCCAGAUCCAGGAAUAUGUGGACUAUAACGGGGGCGCUGGGGUCCAGCACAUCGCUCUCAAGACCCACGACAUCAUCACAGCGAUUCGCCACUUGAGAGAGAGAGGCAUAGAAUUCCUGGCUGUUCCAUCCACGUACUACAAACAACUUCGGGAGAAGCUCAAGUCGGCCAAGAUCCGCGUGAAGGAGAACAUUGAUAUCCUGGAGGAGCUGAAAAUCCUGGUGGACUACGACGAGAAAGGCUACCUCCUGCAGAUCUUCACCAAGCCCAUGCAAGACCGGCCCACGCUCUUCCUGGAAGUUAUUCAGCGCCACAACCACCAGGGUUUUGGAGCCGGCAACUUCAACUCACUGUUCAAGGCUUUCGAGGAGGAGCAGAACUUGCGGGGCAAUCUCACGGACAUGGACACCAACGGGGUAAUCCACGGCAUGUAGGCCCCACGCGCCCCUCCUGAGCCGUCGAGGCACCGCCCACCCGCAGGCGCACGGCGGGUCACGCCCCCUGGACCUGGAGCACGCCCACCUCACACGGGACUCCCCUCCCCUCCUUCAGAGGUUCCGCCCACCUGACCUUGCCACCUCGGUUGGGCCGCUCCUUGCCUCCGGAAUAAAGCGGACCGGGUUCCAA